Molecule: messenger RNA, 1320 nt
Organism: Periophthalmus magnuspinnatus
Lineage: Eukaryota; Metazoa; Chordata; Actinopteri; Gobiiformes; Gobiidae
Gene: pbk
Product: PDZ binding kinase
Exons: 7
Coding region: 58-1089 (343 amino acids)
Biological process (GO): protein phosphorylation
Molecular function (GO): protein serine/threonine kinase activity; ATP binding
Source: RefSeq, a predicted model, not a curated record
GCCCGCUGCGGUCUGACUGUUGUCAAAACGUGACAGAAAAUAAACACAAAAAACAGAAUGGACUCUCCUGUCAGACUGGGAAGCAACAGCACUUUCAAAACCCCUAAGGACAUGCGUCUGAGGAGCUCCGGGAGCAGCGGCAGUGGAACCCCCGUCACCAUCCCGGCUUCACCCUUUAUGAAGAAACUGGGCUGUGGCACUGGGGUCAAUGUUUAUCUCAUGGACAGGAUGGGAAAGCUGAACCUGUCCCCGUGGGCUGUGAAGAAGGUCAACAGUAAAUGUGCAGCGAAGCAGGUGGCACUGUACCAGGAGCGUCUCAAUGAAGAGGCAAAGAUCCUAAAGGGACUUAACCAUCCUAAUAUUGUUGGUUUCCGUGCUGUUGCCACUGCUAAGGAUGGAUCCAAGUGUCUGGCUAUGGAGUAUGGAGGAGAGCAGUCACUCAAUGAUCUGAUCGAGAAGAGGAGGGAGGAGGGUCUGAAGGCUUUUCCUGCUGCAAACAUUGAGAAAGUGGCACUACAUGUGGCUCGUGGUCUGGAGUAUCUUCACACUGAUAAGAAGCUGCUACAUGGCGACAUGAAAUCUUGCAAUGUGGUCAUUAAAGGGGACUUUGAGACUGUCAAGAUCUGUGAUGUUGGUGUAUCUCUGUUUUUGGAUGAGAACAAGAAAGUGUCUGACCCAAAGGCGGAGUACAUUGGCACAGAGCCAUGGAACGCAAAGGAGGUGAUAGAGGGAGGUGAGAUCUCGGACAAGACAGACAUUUUUGCCUAUGGGCUGACACUGUGGGAGAUGAUGUCUCUGUCCAUGCCUCACCUGGAGAUGCUGGAUGACAAAGAGAAGCAAGAGGAGGAAGAUGGAGAUGACUCAGAGGAGGAGAGUUUUGACGAGGAUGCAUAUUAUGAGCGCUUGGGGACCCGCCCAGCGCUGGAUGCAGAGGCUUUGGGUGUGUCCUACAGGAGGAUGGUGGAACUGUUCUAUGUCUGCACCGAGGAGGACCCCAAAAAACGCCCCUCUGCUUCUCAGAUCGUCCAGGCCCUAGAAAGCAAUGCUCCCCUCAACAAGAGCCAGUCUGAGAUCAUAGUGAUAGACUGACCUGGAACUGAAAUACAACCAUCUACAUGAUCUACUGUAAAUGUUUGUUUGUAACCAUCUUGUGUAUUUUCUAUCUUUUAUGUUGACAUCUUGCCAUUUCCUUCUGUCUCAAAGGAAAGCUUAUGUCUGAAACCCAUUACAUUAUUCUCUUUUGUCUAAGUUAAAUGUGUUUUAUUCAAAUGAGUAAUGCUAUAAUUAGAGUAACUAUUUUGAUAUCUUCAAUAAAACCAC